CACACCCGGCCCGCCGCCGCCAUCUUUGUUAGGGGCGCGGGGCCUGGGGUCCGGAGAUGCCGAAGUCGUGCGCGGCCCGGCAGUGCUGCAACCGCUACAGCAACCGCAGGAAGCAGCUCACCUUCCACCGGUUCCCGUUCAGCCGGCCCGAGCUGCUGAAGGAAUGGGUGCUGAACAUCGGGCGGGGCAACUUCCAGCCCAAGCAGCACACGGUCAUCUGCUCGGAGCACUUCCGCCCCGAGUGCUUCAGCGCCUUUGGGAACCGCAAGAACCUGAAGCACAACGCGGUGCCCACGGAGUUCGCCUUCCAGGACGCCAGGCAGGUCUCUUACACCCCGACGGGGCCCAACAUUGGCCACUGUCCACAGCAGCUGCCUGUCUCACAGCUGCUGAGGGAAGACACAGACACGGCCGGCAAGGGUGGGCAUGCCGACUCUGAGAAGGAAAAGGUCUUCCCAGAAGCGGAGGCCAGGGAGCACGGCCCGGAGAGAAAGACGGACACAGCCCUCGAAGGGCUGCAGCGGCCUCCCAGCGCCAGAGACCCUGCAGGGCAGGUCCUGCCAUGUAGACCAGAAGCAGCUGUGGCCCCUGCUCAGCCGGCCAGCCCCCCACAGCCAUCUGACCACAGCUACGCCCUUUUGGACUUAGAUGCCUUGAAAAAGAAACUGUUUGUGACCCUGAAGGAAAACGAAAAGCUCCGGAAGCGCUUGAAGGCCCAGAGGCUGGUGAUGCGGAGGCUGUGCCGCCGCCUGCGAGCCCACGGAGCCGGGCGGCCAGGCCCCCGGGCAGGGCCCCGGCCAGAGCAGCAGAGCUGAGCCCGGCAGCCCAGCUUUCUCGAGCCUGGGCGCUGGGGCCGCGGUUCGGAGGCUCUGGCCACGAGCCGUUCAGUCCUGCUGCUGACAGUGGCAGCGAGGCCUGCAGGUGAGGAGCCCAGCGCGGCCUCAGGGGUUCGGUGGCACCGGGCUGUGAACAUGAGGAACUUGGUCAUCCAGGUGACGGCCCCAGCUGUCCAUUCAGCACGAGCCAGGCCAGCGUCCUCAGAACCACAGCAUGCUGAGCAGAGUGGCAGACACCCCUGUGGGGAGAGACUUAGUGCAUGGGUCACUCCCACCCCACACCAGAGGGGGGACAGGUGACUCAGGCAGCAGGAGUGGCCCCUCCAUUGCCCGGACAGCCAGCUCUCCGGCUGACAGCGGCCUCUGUUCUAAGGAGUGCCUCUUCCCGGCCUGGUUUGAUGGAACUAGUUGACCAAGUGUCUUCCUACAUUAAAGGGUUUCCUCCUGUACGUAAAAGCAAACGCUGGCCCUGGCCGGGGUGCUCAGUUGGUUAGAGCAUCAUCCCAAUACACCAAGGUUGGGGGUUUAAUCUCCGAUCAGGGCACAUACUAGAAGCAACCAGUGAGUGCACAAAUCCAUGGAACAACAAACCCAUGUUGCUCUCUCUCAAAUAAUUAAAAAACAGUCCUGGGCCCAGCUGGUGUGGCUCAGUGGUUGAGCAUCGACCUAUGAACCGGGAGGUCACAGUUCAAUUCCUGGGUGGGGCACAUGCCCAGGUUGUGGGCUCCAUUCCCAGUGGGGAGAAUGCAGGAGGCAAUUAUGAUUCUCAUAAUUGAUGUUCUUAUCUCUCUGUGCCUAUCUGAAACAAUAAAAAUAUUUAAACAGAUUAAAAA
Messenger RNA from Myotis daubentonii (Daubenton's bat), 1669 nucleotides. It is a transcript of the gene THAP3, whose product is annotated as THAP domain containing 3. Lineage: Eukaryota; Metazoa; Chordata; Mammalia; Chiroptera; Vespertilionidae. The record is from RefSeq and is a predicted model, not a curated record.